UUAUACGGCUUCCGUACCCACGUUGACUAGCGUAACAGGCAAGCGUAAAAUAUUUCUUGUGUAUUUGUGCACAUUUUAAACGAUAAUGAUCUAAUUUCAGAUGUUGCGGUUACAUUAUUGUUAUUUUACUGAUUUCUUCUUAUUUUCGAUACUUUGAAUACGGAGGCACCGCUAAUAUUAAUUUAGCAUGCUAACUGCGCUAUAUACACACAGGAACGUAUGCACUUUAAAUUCUUGAGAAAUACUGAAGAUCUGGGGAAAUAGAGAAGUGACAGCAGCACAGACUGCUCAGCUGUAAAGUUUAUCUCAAACAUGUUUCCAGAAUUGAACAGUAUUCUCAAUUCCACUCCAGACAGUUUUCUAUCGAGUGACUUUAUCCUAGUGUCAGACAGACGAGCUGAUGCAUCAUUCCUUAUUCAUCACUAUCUGUCUUUCUAUUUACGUGCUGGCUGUAAGGUGUGCUUCCUGGGUCUUGUGCAGUCCUUCAGUCACUACAGUGCUGUCGGUCAGAGGCUGGGAGUGAGUCUGGCCCAGGCAAGAGAGAAGGGUCAGCUUGUGUUUCUUGAAGGACUGAAGGAUUCUGUUGGAGUUUUAUUACAGGAGGACACCAGUCAAGAGACACAACCUUUGAGUUAUCUCAGGUCCCCGGGUGCUGGACUGGAAGGUCUGUUCAGAUUUGUGGAACGUUCUGUGUGUCAGAAUGGAGAUGGUGAUGCCGGUGAAUCAUGGGGUCCUCCGGUGUUACUCAUAGAUGAUCUCAGUGUGCUCUUGAGUUUAGGUGUUAGUGUUGGAGGAGUGCUAGACUUUACCCUCUACUGCCAAGCCACUGUGUGUUCUGAGUUGCAGGGAAAUAUGGUAAUUCUGGUGAGAUGUGAGGAGGAGGACACAGAUGAUGAUGAAGAAGGAUCAAACAUGCUUCAGAGGGGACUAGUUCAUCAGUCUAACUUGACUUUACAUGUAGAGGGCUUACCCACAGGCUACUGCAGGGACAUACACGGACAGAUGGAGGUUUGGUGGCGGAAGGGAGAGACCAUUUGCAACCAACAAAAAAUAUUUCACUUUAAAGUCCACGAUAAAGGAGCAUCGUUUUUCGCACGAGGGACUUCUAGUGCUGUUCUUUAAGGAAUGUUUUCACAUUGAAUCUUACUGAAAUACUGUUUGUUUUAUCUAAAUACAUAUAUUUAAUACAUCACUAGUUGUCUUUGAUUUGUUCACUUGUUUGCAUUACUUGCAAAUGGGGGCUUGUAAAAGUAACAACAUGUAUACAUGUACAUCAAGAACUGGAACAAUGAUGCUAGUAGAUGCUAUUGCUUAAAGAGACACAACAAAGAAGAAAGAUUCAUAUUUAGUUUGGAAAUAUUUAAAUAUAUAUUUGAUUUCUCACUGAGAGCUAAAAUGCAAUUUCGCCAUGAGUUUGAAGACAAAUUUGCAUCUUUAUUCUUUUCACUAGAGGAGACCAUUAGAAUCUUAUGAUUGUUUUUUUGCUACAUAUGAGAUUCUCAGCUGUAGAUUAAACAGUGGUUCAUCUGUGAAUGAGGUAUUUUCAUUUACAGAAAAAAAUAUUUGUAGAUUGUGGAAUAAAUAACAAUAAAACUUUUCACAGAGGG
Messenger RNA from Puntigrus tetrazona (Sumatra barb), 1607 nucleotides. RefSeq names its product elongator complex protein 6-like. Gene Ontology annotation, biological process: tRNA wobble uridine modification. Lineage: Eukaryota; Metazoa; Chordata; Actinopteri; Cypriniformes; Cyprinidae. Gene Ontology annotation, cellular component: elongator holoenzyme complex. The record is from RefSeq and is a predicted model, not a curated record.